UCAGUCCACAGCUUCAAAUCAUCCAAUCAGGUGUGAGUGAGAGCUGCUUUUCUACUGAACACACAAGUUGAUUUCCUCACUAUCACUGUGUCUGAACAGGAACGAUGAUCUCACUCUUUGUGGCGCUUUACUCUCUGCUUUGUCUCUGCACAGCUGUAAAAACAUCUGACAUCAAGGAGCUUCACGUGAGAACAGUAAAGAGUGGAGAAGAUGUAACUAUAGCGUGUGAUCUCAGUCUGAUCAGAGACAAAAGUAAAGUAGUCUGGUACAGACAGAGUUUUGGAAAAGUGCCUCAUUAUUUAGCAAAAUAUUACGGGAUAAAAGGUUACAAAUUUGCUGAAGGAUUUAAUAAUAGUCGCUUUAGUUUUACUGUAAAUGAUCAUCAGUUUGAUCUCAACAUUACGAACCUGAGAGAAGACGAUGGAGGAGAAUAUUUCUGUGGUGAAAUAGAGAUAUCACACUUUUAUACAAUAAAGUUCACAUCUGGAACACGUCUGCAAUUUGAAGGUAAACAGUUUGACUCUGAUAAGCUGCUAAUUCCAGAUCAACACUUUAACCAGUAUUAUGUGUACAUAUGCAUUAGAAGUUUAGUGUUCAGUGAACUCCAUUAUAUAUUUCAGCUCCUGAAAUGUUUUAAUAGAAUGUUAUUUUUCCAUCCAGAUUCCAGUUGUACUGAUCAGAUGCAUGUGCUCUUCUUGCUCUCUAUUGUUAGAGUUGGAGUUCUUGCCUUCAUGAUUAUUAUCUUUCCAAUCCUCCUGAUUGUUUGUAAAUUCAGAUCAAAUUAGAAAUUUAAUAUAGAAAUAGAAGAAAUAGUGAAAUAAGGACAAAAGCAUGUGUUGGAUUCAGUUCAUGAUAAUUGAUGAUGUUGGUUAUAUACUGGAAUGAUUUUGGUCUGACUGCAAUGUGGAGAUAUUUACAGCUGUAUGUAGAAAAAGAUUAAAACAAAUGCAUUUAAUAAAAUUUAAAUA
This is a messenger RNA of Silurus meridionalis, 968 nucleotides long. RefSeq lists its product as uncharacterized. The transcript has 3 exons. Gene Ontology annotation, biological process: response to bacterium. The coding region runs from base 105 to 785 and encodes 226 amino acids. Lineage: Eukaryota; Metazoa; Chordata; Actinopteri; Siluriformes; Siluridae. The record is from RefSeq and is a predicted model, not a curated record.